This is a messenger RNA of Drosophila grimshawi, 713 nucleotides long. RefSeq names its product intersectin-1. The transcript has 2 exons. NCBI's taxonomy places the organism in Eukaryota, Metazoa, Arthropoda, Insecta, Diptera, Drosophilidae. The record is from RefSeq and is a predicted model, not a curated record. Bases 33 to 617 code for a protein of 194 amino acids.
AGUCAGACACAGUAGCCAACGCACAAGCAAAAAUGCCAAGCACAACAAUGAGGCAACAACUAAUGCUGCUCCUGAUUGCCGCAAUGGCAUUGCAACUAUCACAAGCCUUUCUGCUGAAGCUGCCCAAGUUGGAAGAUCUGGCGGAGAAACUGGAUGGGAAGCAGCAGAAGGAGGCGCUCAAGAAAUUGGAUUUCCUUAAUUUGUUCACGGAGAAGAAGGAGAAUGAAAUGGAGAAAAUCAAACAGUUUUUCGAAGACAAGAAGCUCAAACAACUCGAAUUCUUUGAGGGCAUCAAAGAAAAGGAGACGGCGAAACUCGAGGAGAAGAUCAGCAAGAAGAGCAGCAAGAAGCAAAAGCCCAAAACAACCACAGAAUGCUACAGCGACCACUACACCAGCAAGCCGACCUAUGCCGAACAUUCGUACGAGGAGCGCUACAAGAAGCAAGAUGAAGAGGAAGAGGAUGAAGAAGAGGAGAUCCAGCAACCCAAAAAAAUAGUCAAAGAGAAGCCCUGCGCCUGCAACACAAAGAGCGGCUACAGUGCCUACAAUGGGUAUGCGCCCACUGCGUACGAUGUACGCGAAAAUUACGAGGAUGGUAUUCGCUAUUUUACAUAGAUCCCCUGCACACAUUUACAAAUGCAUAGUUCAUAAUUUACAAACAAAUGUACAAAUGUCUUAAAUUAAUAAAACUAAUAAGAUCUUCAAUUGUGA